Molecule: messenger RNA, 2128 nt
Organism: Pneumocystis murina B123
Lineage: Eukaryota; Fungi; Ascomycota; Pneumocystomycetes; Pneumocystales; Pneumocystaceae
Exons: 8
Coding region: 1-2088 (695 amino acids)
Biological process (GO): ribosomal large subunit biogenesis; ribosomal large subunit export from nucleus
Cellular component (GO): nucleolus
Source: RefSeq, a predicted model, not a curated record
AUGAUUAAAAAAAAAAACAGAGCUAUAUUUCUACCGACUAAUAUUCCGAAAUUACAAAAUUUAAUAAAAAAAGACCCAGAAUCCUAUAGAGAAGAUUUUUUCAUACAAUGGAGACAUUAUGAAGCAAUGAGAGAUAUUUUCAUAGAAAAUACAAAUGAAAAAAACGAGGAUUUUUUAAAUCUUAUUAUAUUUAUAUCUCAAAUGUGCUCAUGCUUUCCUAAAGAAACAGAGAAAUUUCCAAACGAUAUGGCUACAUUAUUAUUGAAUUUUAAAAAUAAUCUACACAGCGAAACUAAGGAAAAGAUCAUUCAAGCUCUAGUUCUUUUAAGGAAUAAAAAUAUAAUAUCUUCCGCUUAUUUACUUAAAAUUAUUUUUCCUGUUUUAUCUUCGUCUAACACUAAAUCGCUUCAUAUGCGAAUAUUUGCAGUAAUCUUAUCAGAGAUAAAAAAUGCAAAUCUUAAAUCAUGCAAUAACAAAAUAAAUAAAAUGGGGAAAACAAUCUUAUAUGAAAUAAUUCAGAAAAAUAAAGAUGAAUCGUUUUUUGGAUUCUGGGCUGUCAAACUCUGCCAAAAAUUAUGGAAUUUAAAAUUAUGGAACGAUACGUUUACAGUAGAAAUCAUGAAAGAAGCUGUAUUACACCCUAAUACCAAAAUAAUGAUAGCAGCAAUCAAUUUUUUUCUAAGUAUCGAUAAUUCAUCAGAUGACAGUGAUAAUAGUGAAGAAAAUAACCAAAAAAAUAUAAAUAAUCUUAAUCACAAGUUAUCUAUAAAUAAAAAAAAUAAAAGAAAAAUGAAAAAGAUUUCAAAGACUAAUAUAAGAAAGAAACGCAAUAAAAAAAAAAAAUCUAUAUUAAAGAAUUUUAGUGCUAUUGAACUAUUACAAGAUCCUCAAGGAUUUGCCGAAAAAAUAUUUUCCAAAUAUUUUUCAAAAAAAAAUUCUCAUCUUAUUUUAAAACAUAAAUUACUAUUAUUACAACUAUUAACUAAUUUAAUCAAUGCACACAAACUUAAUAUCUUAGGAAUAUACACUCUUUUAUUAAAAUACCUCAAUCCAAAUCAAAAAAAUGUUACACAUUUUAUUACAUGUACUGCUCAAGCUUGUCAUGAACUUAUCCCUCCAGACGAUAUUGAACCUAUAAUUGAAAAAAUAGCAGCAGAAUUUGUUAUUGAUAGUGUUGGAUCAGAAAUAGUCGCUUUAGGACUAAACGGUAUAAGAGCUAUUUGUUCUAAACAACCUUUAGCAAUAAAGAAGGAGCUUCUUCAAAGUCUUUCAAAAUACAAGAAAAGCAAAUAUAAAGAUGUAAUGUUAGCUGCUAGAAGUUUGAUAAAAUUAUAUCGUGAAGUUGCACCAGAAUUACUCGAAAAGAAAGAUAGAGGAAAAACCACUAAUAUAUCUCUAAAUAAAAGAAAAUCCUUAAAGUUUGGAGAAGGACAAGAUAUUCAGAAAAGUAUUGAAAGACUAAAAUUAUUAGAAGAAUGGAUAAAAAAAAACAAAUAUAACGUAAAUAACUAUAAUACAAAUAGAGAAAAUGACAUAAAAGAACAAAUGAAUAAAAGAAAUAUAAUUAUAGAUACAGAAGAACAAGCUAAUACUGAAACAAAACUAUCAAAAUAUACAAAUAAUAAUGAAGAUAUGUCUAAAAAUAAUUUCCAAAGGAUAGCAAUUAAAAAAAAUACUAAUAACCCUCAUGAUUUGGCUAUUUCUACGAUUUUUACUCUUGAUUUUUCGGAACUUCAAGAACUUAAAGAGCAAAAAAAUAUAUCAAUCAAUAAAAACCAAAGUCUAUUGAAGAGAAAAAUUACACAUGAAUAUAUAGAUAAUAAUAAUGAUAUAGAGAAGUAUUAUAAAAAAAGUAGAAAUUAUGAAAAAAAUACAAACAUUGAAAAGAAUCAUAAAAAUAAAACAAAAUUUAUAUCUAGAAAAAUAGGGCAAACAAAAAUAAAUCACUCUACUACAAAUAAAGAAAAAUCCCGUAGAAAGAAUUUUAUGAUGUUUAUACAUAAAAAAUUAACUCAAAAAAACAAGCGAAAAUUAAUAAAUAAACAAAAAUCAAAAAAGCAUGACACCAAAAAGAAAUAUAUAUAUUAAUUUUAAAAAUUCAAACUAAAUUUAACCAUUUAAAAAAAUA